CAGAUUUUCACCCGCUACCUCCACCUCUGCCCACAAUUUUCAAGAUGAUGGCCGCACGUGGUGUCUCGCUUGGAAUUGGAAAAAUAAAUUUGUCGGAUUUGAACCAAUUACCGCAGAAUAGAAUGCUAGCAGCUCAAAUGAAGAAAAAGGAAAAUGAGAAGAAUCGGAAACCGAGGAUAAUUAUCAAAAAGAAGGCUGAUGCAAAGACAGUAUGGGCAGCCUGCCGGGCGGUUAUCUUCGGAUGCAUCAUCAUUUGCGUCGGCCUUGCCAUGACGGUUUUAGGAUAUUUCGACAAACAUUUCUCGGAGAAAGUAGAAAUAAUCGAUGGUUCUGAAAAGGUCUCCUACGACAGAAUGAUACAAUAUCAGCUUAAGAGUAUGCAGUACCUCGGUCCAAUCCUCAUGGGAAUCGGCUCAUUUAUCCUCAUAAUCGCCUGCGUAGUAACCCUGGAGAGCCGUGACAAACAUGCACAAAUCAUCACAGAAGAGUCGAUUCUUCAGAAGCGACGACGAUUAAUAUCGGAAGAAGAGGAGAAAGCCGAGCAUAAUGAUGUUUUUAUUGAUGAUGAUGAGGGAAAGGAAUCAUUUUUUGGAGAUGGAAGAAGAUUUGUCACCCUGGAUGCCAAUCGUCUGGCCCCACUUGCUGACGUGGAUUCCCUGACGGACAUCUCAUUGACACAUCGGGGAGGAUCAGAGUCUAGGCUGCAAUCCGACGACGCUACCGUACCACCACCGGAUGAUCAAUUUUUCCAAGAAUCCGAGCUUCAAGAAAUUGAGCAAAACGAUGCGACAACCUCCGGACUCGUUGAUUUGAGCACGAAUCCGCAAGAUGAUGCUGUAACAUCUGAAGAUCUCGGAAAUACAGAAACUGAAGAAAUAACUGAAAUUUCUGAGAUUUCUGAAAAGCCGAAAAAAUCGUCGAAAACUCCCAAACUUCGGCUGGAAAUUUUAGCGUCAGAAAUGGAGUGAUUAUUUGGAAUUUUAGGAUUUUGUUAUUUUUGCCUUUCCCUUUCAAUUUUUUUUGCCGGGUUUGCCACAAAUUGUUGAGCGUUUCAUAAUCAUGAUCACUUGCAGCUUUUGCGACUUUCUGUAUAUUUCUGGAAAAAGAGCUAAUAAAUUUGUUAAUUUCUCCAACAAAAAAAUAAAUAAAA
Molecule: messenger RNA, 1150 nt
Organism: Caenorhabditis elegans
Lineage: Eukaryota; Metazoa; Nematoda; Chromadorea; Rhabditida; Rhabditidae
Gene: R05D7.3
Exons: 7
Coding region: 270-968 (232 amino acids)
Cellular component (GO): membrane
Source: RefSeq, marked reviewed